Messenger RNA from Polychytrium aggregatum, 1288 nucleotides. RefSeq names its product eukaryotic translation initiation factor 2 alpha subunit-domain-containing protein. Gene Ontology annotation, molecular function: RNA binding; translation initiation factor activity; ribosome binding. Lineage: Eukaryota; Fungi; Chytridiomycota; Chytridiomycetes; Polychytriales. The transcript has 6 exons. Gene Ontology annotation, cellular component: eukaryotic translation initiation factor 2B complex; eukaryotic 48S preinitiation complex; eukaryotic translation initiation factor 2 complex. The record is from RefSeq and is a predicted model, not a curated record. The coding region runs from base 76 to 1140 and encodes 354 amino acids.
GUGUCGUCGAUCUUGCCUUUCGUCCGCCCCAGUUCGCGCACAUUCUCGCUCGCUCCCACCAUCUCUCCCGCAACCAUGCACUCUGACAGCGAGGUUUCAGACACCGAGGCCAACGUCCCGCUGGGAGGCGUCGAGCAGGUCGAUCCCGAGGUCGUCCGCUUGGCCAUGGCCCAGGGCAGCACCCCCGCCGCCGCCGCCGCUCUCUCGGAACAGCAGUCCCGCCUCCUCUGCCGCAUGUACGAGAACAAGUACCCCGAGGCCGACGAUCUGGUCAUGGUCAACGUUCGCCAGAUUGCCGACAUGGGAGCCUACGUCCAUCUCCUCGAGUACAACAACAUCGAGGGCAUGAUUCUGCUCUCGGAGCUCUCCCGUCGCCGCAUCCGAUCGAUCCAGAAGCUCAUCCGUGUCGGACGCUCCGAAGUCGUCGUCGUCCUCAGAGUCGACAAGGAGAAGGGCUACAUUGACUUGUCAAAACGCAGAGUCUCGGCCGAAGAUAUCCAAAAGUGCGAGGAGAAAUUCAACAAGUCCAAGGCGGUCCACAGCAUCAUGCGACACGUUGCCGAGAAGCUGAAUAUUUCGCUCGAGGAUCUGUACGUUCAGAUUGGCUGGCCCCUCUACCGAAAGUAUGGCCAUGCCUACGAGGCUUUCAAGGUUGCCAUCAACGAGCCCGAAAAGAUCUUUGACGAGUUCAACCUUGAACCCGAGGUCCGAAGAGAACUCGAGAGCAACAUCCGCCGCCGCCUGACCCCUCAACCCGUCAAAAUCCGAGCCGAUAUCGAGUGCACAUGCUUUGGCUACGAUGGCAUCGAUGCCAUCAAGGCUGCCCUCAGUGCCGGUGAGGCCUUGUCCACCCCGGAUAUUCCCAUCAAGAUCAAGCUCGUCGCCCCGCCGCUAUACGUCAUGAACACCAACGCCCUCGACAAGAGCCUGGGCAUCGAGCUUCUCCAGAAGGCCAUCGUCAAGAUUGAGGAGGUCAUCAAGAAGAACAACGGAGGACUGGUUGUCAAGACAAAGCCAAGAGCCAUCAGCGAGAACGAUGACCUCGAGCUGGCUCAGCUCAUGGCCAAGCUGGAGCGGGAGAACGAAGAAGUGUCCGGUGACGACGAUGAUGAGGACGCCGCUGCGGAUGAUGACGAGUAACAGCGUCCCACGCACACCAAAUCUCUGGCGCUGGAAUCACGAAUGGGGUCAUGUCAGGAGGCUUGCCCGGAGUCUCUGCCCUUCCCCUCAUCCUUGCUUCCCUGACCCAACUCCACCCAACCUCUCACGAAUGUCACGACCAAAAGCU